Colletotrichum scovillei is the source of this 2331-nucleotide messenger RNA. RefSeq lists its product as uncharacterized. The coding region runs from base 601 to 1812 and encodes 403 amino acids. Gene Ontology annotation, cellular component: membrane. Gene Ontology annotation, molecular function: magnesium ion transmembrane transporter activity. The record is from RefSeq and is a predicted model, not a curated record. NCBI's taxonomy places the organism in Eukaryota, Fungi, Ascomycota, Sordariomycetes, Glomerellales, Glomerellaceae. The transcript has 7 exons. Gene Ontology annotation, biological process: magnesium ion transport.
CACUUAUCGACCGACGCAGCAGAGAGGUACCUUGCCAUUCCGUUACCGCCAAUACCUUGCUUGCCUCUGCAUCGCCUCGCCUUGCGGUAUUGCCGCACCUCGAGAACCCUCAAGAGGUACCUGUCACGCUACGUACCACUCUCACAGUUUUAUCUGCAAAAUCCUACGAAACACUCUCCCUCCCCUUUCGGCUUUCCAUUUGCGCCAACCAACCAUCCCCGACCCCGACACACCUCUCAGUGACACCAAGACCACGACGACUCCCUCGACUCGCUUUCGAAUCCCCUCCACUCGAACUCGACGACGAACGGCCACGAUCCAUCACGAACGCCCAUCUCCUCUCUCUCUUUCUCUCCUCAACUGCGACUCCCCGACUACCUAGAGUCCCCCGAGUUCCAGAUUUCCAUGUGUCGCUGCUGACGAGGUUCGACCUACCACUCCAAAUCUCUCUCUACCUCGCCCGGCGCGAGCCUCGCAAGCUCCCCUUCACGGGACACGACACUCUCUACAGCGACCGCACUUGCCUCGGCGCACACCUCUAAUCACCAUCGACACUCUUUUCGCUGUCCGUCGCAGUCGACGCGCUCAUUUUUUGGCAAGAUGAUGUUGGACGAGAAAUACAUUGGCCUAGGCCUCGCCAUGGCAUCCAGUUUAGCCAUUGGUAUUAGUUUCGUGGUUACGAAAAAGGGUCUUAUGCAAGCAGAAGAACGUCAUGGCUUCGAGGGCGACGGAUUUGUAUAUCUGAAGAGCCCAGUUUGGUGGGCUGGUAUCUCAACUUUGGUCGUUGGAGAAAUCUGCAAUUUUGCUGCCUAUGCAUUCGCGCCAGCCAUUCUCGUUACACCUCUUGGAGCUCUCUCUGUCCUGAUUGGUGCUGUCCUGGGUUCAUACUUCCUGAAGGAGGAGCUUGGAGUUCUGGGUCGCCUGGGCAGUGCAAUCUGUCUAAUCGGCGCCGUCAUCAUUGUGCUACAUGCGCCGCCAGAUGAAGAUAUCCAGACUGUCGACCAGAUCCUGCACUACGCCAUUCAGCCGGGCUUUUUGUUGUACGCCUUCACUGUCACCGUCUUUGCAGUGGUCAUGAUUUACAGGGUCGCGCCGCUCCACGGAAAGAAGAACCCGAUCAUUUACCUCUCCAUUUGCUCAACGGUUGGAUCAGUCUCGGUCAUGUCUGUCAAGGCCUUUGGAAUCGCCCUCAAGCUCACAUUCGCCGGAAACAAUCAGUUCAGCCACCCUUCGACUUACGUUUUCAUGAUCCUCACCACCGUUUGCAUUUUGACGCAGAUGAACUACUUCAACAAGGCUCUUGCUCAGUUCCCCACCAACAUUGUCAACCCCCUCUACUACGUUACCUUCACGACAAUGACCCUAUGCGCCUCCUUCAUUCUUUUCGGCGGUUUCAAUACAACCGACACGGUCAACACGAUAUCCCUUCUCUGCGGUUUCCUGGUCACUUUCACCGGCGUCUACCUGUUGAACCUGUCGAGAUCUGACCCGAACGGUCACAAAUAUGUUGCAGGCCGCGGCGGCGACGAUGCCACCGGCACAGACAUGAUCUCUACAAUUCAGACUCGUUUGAGUAUGCAGGCACGCCGGAGUGGAGACCCUCACCGGAUGAGCAUUGGCAGCCGUCACGGCGAUACAACAGGGUUGAUGAGGGCCUACGAUGAGGAGGCUGGUGCCGAAUUCGGUCUGACCGAUCUGGCCGAUGAGAGCGACGACGAUAAUGACCGCCACAGAGCCAACGGGACCGCCAACGGCCACUCGAAAACAUACAACGAGACAAUUGAGCUUCAGAACCAGAGGUCCGACAGAUGAGGGGCCUGGAGGAUGAACCGUCUGUUUUCUAGCUAUCGGCCAACGCCGAGGCGGUGAUUGUCUUUUUUCUUCGAAGCAUUUCUUACCAGGGGCCCGAAUGGGGGCAGCAUUGUACAUUUUCGCGAAAGUCAAAUGACUGAGAAGUUUUCCACGACAUGAUCGGAUUCAUGAAAGAGGCAAAGACCCACGGAACAAGGCGCGCGUCCCGAGUGAGGGAGGGGGAAAAGCGCCAAAGGGAAAACCCAGAAUCAAGCUUUUCCCCAUACUAUUUCACUUCUGCUACGGCACGAGGAGUAUUCACUGGGCAACGGGAGGGAUCACUACUUGAGGGGCGUUUAUCGGGGUUUCCAAUGGAUACUGGGUGUGCGGAAAGCACCUCUUGUUGUACGAUUAAGGGCAAGGCGAAUGGGGGAGAGGUGUAUGUGGGCGAUAGCGAGAGUGUGAAGCAUACCCUGGUUCGCCUGGAGACUGGCAUCUUCUGUUCACUGUCCAAAGCAUUUCAAAAACCAUAGACGUAGG